Messenger RNA from Helianthus annuus (common sunflower), 2544 nucleotides. Its product is annotated as G-type lectin S-receptor-like serine/threonine-protein kinase RLK1. Bases 1 to 2391 code for a protein of 796 amino acids. Lineage: Eukaryota; Viridiplantae; Streptophyta; Magnoliopsida; Asterales; Asteraceae. Gene Ontology annotation, molecular function: protein serine/threonine kinase activity; ATP binding. Gene Ontology annotation, biological process: recognition of pollen; protein phosphorylation. The record is from RefSeq and is a predicted model, not a curated record. The transcript has a single exon.
AUGGCCUUGAUCAUAUAUUUCAUUCUUUUAACCUCUCUCCAAACAUGUUCAGUUUUAGCGCAACAAAGGAACGGUUCAGUACCGGUUGGUGCGUCCCUCACAGCGCAAGACGGUGUUGAACAAUGGCUCUCACCUUCGGGUGAUUUUGCCUUUGGAUUCAAACAAAUUCAGGGAGAAGAUUACUUUGUGUUAUCCAUAUGGUAUGCCAAAAUACCUGACCAGACCAUCAUCUGGUAUCCACAAACAACUCCCACGGUUUCUAGAGGAUCGAAAGUUGAGCUAAUCAAUAGGCGUGGGCUCGUACUCAGUGAUCCCCAAGGCAGAGAGCUGUGGAGUUCCAGAUCCUUCUCAGAUGUUGCAUAUGGUGUUCUGAAUGAUACAGGUAACUUUGUGAUCGUUGACAACAAUUCCAACAACAUAUGGGAAAGUUUUGGUUAUCCAGCAGAUACCAUUUUGCCUACUCAGGUUUUGGAGAUAGGGGGGGUGAUCAAUUCAAAACUGAGUCAAACAAACUUCUCUAGAGGAAGGUUCCAGCUUCAGCUACAACAAGGAGGGAAUCUUGUUCUUCAAUCUCGAGAUAUAGCCUUUGAUUUCACUUAUGCGCCUUACUAUGAGACUCAAACCAACGAUCCCUCAAAUUCAUCUAAUUCUGGUAGCCAAUUGAUCUUUGACGCAACAGGUUACAUGUACAUACUCAGAAGAAAUGGCCAAAGACUUGAGCUUACUUUUAGCAUAACAUUUUCUACUGAAAAAUAUUAUCACCGAUGUACUCUAGAUUCUGAUGGGGUUUUGACUUUGUACAUCCACCCCACGAAUCCCCCUCAGAAUGCAAGCUGGGAAAUUAUAUGGUCUCAGAGUGGUAACUUAUGUUCUCAUGUUGGUGGGCAGGCAGAUAGCAAGGCUUGUGGGUUUAACAAUGUUUGUAACCUUAAAACCGAUCGGCCAAAUUGUGAAUGUCCACAAGGGUUUUCGUUGCAAGAUCCAAAUGAUCCAAAUGGUGACUGCAAGCUUGAUUUUACUCCAAGGUGUGAUGAAGGUGAGUCUAAUGAAGACAUAGAUUUUAUUGAGCUUAACAAUGUUAAUUGGCCAAUGGCUGACUAUAUGCGUAUCUCACCAAUUGAAGAACAAGACUGCAUAAAUAACUGCAAAGAAGAUUGCUUUUGUGCUGUUGCAAUCUACAAUAAUAUAGAUUGUUGGAAAAAACAGCUUCCACUUCUCAAUGGAAGAAGAGAAACUUCAGAAAUUAGCAAGGCGUUAGUAAAAGUUCGUAAAGGUGAACUACCUCCUGAUAUCCCCAUUAAGUAUCCUAGAGAAAAGAAAGAUAAUAAAACUUUGAUGACCAUAAUAUCAGCCCUCUUAGGUAGCUCUGUGUUUGUAAAUGUCAUGUUAAUAGGUGUAAUUUGUCUUGGUUUCUUCAUGAACAACCGGAAGAAGGCAAAAAAGCAUGAUCCAAGUAAUAAAGUUGUCCAUACCAAUCUUCUUCAUUUUACAUAUCAAGAGCUAGUAGAAGCAACAAAUAUGUUCAAGGAAGAACUGGGAAAAGGGGCUUUUGGGAUAGUUUAUAGAGGUGUAAUAGGAACAAACACCGUUGCGGUGAAGAAGUUGGAUAGGGUUUUUGAUGAUGGCGAAAAAGAAUUCCAGGCUGAGGUGAAUGCUAUUGCAAGAACUCACCAUAAAAACUUGGUCCAGCUUCUUGGCUAUUGUGACGAAGGUGAGCAGCGGUUAUUGGUUUAUGAGUACAUGAGUAAUGGUACACUUGCAAACUUUCUUUUUGGAGAUAGCAGACCCAGUUGGAAGCAUAGGAGCAAUAUAGCAUUUGGCAUUGCAAAGGGACUUUCAUACCUUCAUGAAGAGUGUAGCACCCAAGUCAUCCAUUGUGACAUCAAACCUCAAAAUAUACUUCUUGAUGAGUACUACAAUGCUAAGAUUUCUGACUUUGGUUUAGCAAAGCUUUUGAUGAUGAAUGAGAGUCGAACAAAUACCGGAAUAAGAGGAACCAAAGGUUAUGUUGCUCCUGAAUGGUUUCGGAACACUCCUGUUACAAUUAAAGUUGAUGUCUAUAGUUUUGGUGUCUUGUUACUAGAGAUCAUUUCUUGCCGAAAGAGCGUGAAGGAAAAUGAAAGUGAUGUUGAAUAUGGAGCAAUCUUGACAGAUUGGGCUUGGGACUGCUAUGAAGAAAGGAAUUUGGAUGUAUUUGUAGAUAAUGAUUUGGAGGCCAUUGUUGAUUACAAGAAGCUAACUACAUUUGUGAUGGUGGGUCUUUGGUGUGUGCAAGAAAACCCGUCUCUAAGGCCAACCAUGAGGAAGGUCAUUCAGAUGCUCGAAGGAGUUAUUGAAGUUUCUGAACCUCCAUGUCCAUCCCCUUUCUCUAUUACCUCCAUUGAUGAGUAAUUCAAAGUAAGGAACAAGUCAUUAGGUUUUCGAAUUGAAUAAGGUCGAUAGCCAAGUUGUUAGAAGUGAGUUCGUGUCUUAUGCUUUGUUAGUUAGCGAAUAUUUUGUUUCUCUAUUUAACAUUUGUACAUCUGUACUCAAGUAUGCAAUAUC